AUGCGUAAGCCUCCCGGUUUCUAUACAGGUUUAAUUCACUCUGGGGACUUGAGCUCUCGGGAUGUAACGCUGAUUUGACAGUUGGCGGUCAGGAAGUGGCUUAAGGACGCCAGUGCUGAGCUUUUAGUUGUUGAAAUUUAUUCUUAAAAACAAGAAGUGAGCACACAAUCCACGCCUCAGCUUGUUUUACAACUGAUCAAGCGGUGAGGAGAAGAAACAAGAGAGCCCCACCAUCAGAGAGGAAAGCGCGAGGAUGAAGGUCGCGAAAGUUACAAUGUUUCCCUUCAAAGACAUCGGCUGGUGGACUGCUAUUGACCCUCGGGUUACACUAUGCACUACUGCGAUGGCUCCUGCCUGCAUAAUUAUAAACCUGCCAGUAUGCAUACGCAGGUGAAGUCUCGCCUGCAUCUCUUGUCCAAGAAUGAUCACCGGCCUUGCUGGGCGCAUCAGCCGUAUGAGCCAAUGGUUUUGGCGCACCACGACAGCCGUGGAAAGCCAAAGCUCACGCCUUCAACGACGAUAGUUAGUAAAUGCCACUGUGCGUGA
Puntigrus tetrazona (Sumatra barb) is the source of this 546-nucleotide messenger RNA. RefSeq names its product growth/differentiation factor 15. The record is from RefSeq and is a predicted model, not a curated record. Gene Ontology annotation, molecular function: growth factor activity. NCBI's taxonomy places the organism in Eukaryota, Metazoa, Chordata, Actinopteri, Cypriniformes, Cyprinidae.